UGGGUCUUUGUGAUUUCACAGCCGAGGCCGUGCAAAAAAUCCUGUUGGUGAAUGUUCCGUCAUCACAGUCCUCUGAGCCUGUGUAGGAAUGUAUUUUGGAGUGGACUUGUGAUUUGAAGAAGUGAGAUGGGUUUUCUUAGUUGACGUGUUUAAUUUUGUAUGAUGUCGUUUUCCCCCUUUCCCGAAAUAGUUUUUUUGUUCUUAUUCAUUACCCCGCCCAGUUGGUGACGGUAAUGCACCAUUAACAUUGGAUGCUAACUCCCUUUAAACCCAAUCGAAGAAGAUCAACGAAGUCUCGUGAAGUUUUCAUGCGAGAUCCCUUACCGACCGUAGUGACGUCAAUUUAGAGAGACACGCAACAAUGGGUCAAAGCCAAAGUGGGGGCCAUGGACCUGGUGGAGGCAAGAAGGAUGACAAGGACAAGAAGAAGAAGUAUGAGCCUCCCAUCCCCACCAGAGUUGGGAAGAGGAAGAAGAAGAGCAAGGGACCAGAUGCGGCCAGCAAGCUACCUUUAGUCACCCCUCACACCCACUGCCGUCUGAAGCUGCUGAAGCAGGAGAGGAUCAAAGACUACCUGCUGAUGGAGGAGGAGUUCAUCAGGAACCAGGAGCAGAUGAAACCGCUGGAGGAAAAACAGGAAGAGGAGAGGUCCAAGGUGGAUGACCUGAGGGGAACACCCAUGUCUGUGGGGAACCUGGAGGAGAUCAUCGAUGACAACCAUGCCAUCGUGUCUACGUCAGUAGGGUCAGAGCACUAUGUCAGCAUCCUCUCCUUCGUAGACAAAGACCUGCUGGAACCCGGCUGCUCUGUACUGCUCAACCACAAGGUCCAUGCUGUGAUUGGUGUCCUGAUGGACGACACUGAUCCCCUGGUCACAGUGAUGAAGGUGGAGAAGGCCCCUCAGGAGACCUACGCUGACAUAGGAGGUCUAGACAGCCAGAUCCAGGAGAUCAAGGAGUCCGUGGAGCUGCCUCUCACCCACCCUGAGUACUAUGAGGAGAUGGGCAUCAAGCCUCCUAAAGGAGUCAUCCUCUAUGGAGCACCUGGCACUGGUAAGACCCUGCUGGCCAAGGCGGUGGCCAACCAGACGUCAGCUACGUUCCUGCGUGUGGUGGGCUCUGAGCUGAUUCAGAAGUACCUGGGGGACGGGCCCAAGCUGGUCAGAGAGCUGUUCAGGGUGGCAGAGGAACACGCACCAUCCAUCGUCUUCAUCGAUGAGAUAGACGCCAUCGGCACUAAAAGAUAUGACUCUAACUCUGGAGGAGAACGGGAGAUUCAGAGGACUUUGCUGGAGCUUCUCAACCAGCUGGAUGGUUUUGACUCUAGAGGAGAUGUGAAGGUGAUCAUGGCCACCAACAGGAUAGAGACUCUGGACCCUGCCCUCAUCAGGCCUGGGCGUAUUGACAGGAAGAUAGAGUUCCCUCUGCCUGAUGAGAAGACCAAGCGGAGGAUCUUCAACAUCCACACCAGCAGGAUGACCGUAGCAGACGACGUCACCCUGGACGACCUGAUCUUAGCUAAAGAUGACCUAUCAGGAGCUGACAUCAAGGCCAUCUGUACUGAGGCUGGCCUCAUGGCCCUGAGAGAGCGCAGGAUGAAGGUCACCAACGAAGACUUCAAGAAGUCCAAGGAGAAUGUGCUGUACAAGAAACAGGAGGGCACACCGGAGGGCCUGUACCUCUAACCUAUAACCUCUGACCUAUAACCCCUGACCUUUCCACAGUGUGAAAGAGAGGAGUCUGGCUGUCUCCUCACAGAACGGAGUUUUGAUAUAAUUUGUUGCAUGUUACGUUGGACUCAACACUCCCACUGUCUACCUUUAUGUGCUAUGAUAUGACAGACAAUAAAUACAAGAAUUUGAAUGUGA
Salmo salar (Atlantic salmon) is the source of this 1867-nucleotide messenger RNA. RefSeq names its product 26S proteasome regulatory subunit 4. Gene Ontology annotation, molecular function: ATP hydrolysis activity; ATP binding. The record is from RefSeq and is a predicted model, not a curated record. Lineage: Eukaryota; Metazoa; Chordata; Actinopteri; Salmoniformes; Salmonidae.